CGGAGCUGCAUAAGCCCCUGCUACCCCCACUGUAUCCAAUCACAGCGGCUAAGAUAGGCAGUUGCUCCUGAUGGCAUGGAAACAAGGGAAGAAAAUCAAGGUCAAAAUUUCUACACGUGACUAAGUAACUAUUGGGUAUCGAUGUUACAUAACCAAACAUGAAGAGAAAGUGAGUUUUGGGACAAUCUAUCAAAUGUUUCGCGGUUUUAAUGCUGAUUUUGCCGUUCAUCAGCGAAGAGCAUCCCGCAGAGGUUGAUUUCAUAUGGCUGAGAUAUUAAGGCAAUACAGAAACGCUGAUGUACGGUGUCUCUGUUCGUCCAGGCGCUAAAAAUAAAGCGCCACUCGUCUGCUCAGUGCGACAUUUGUGCGCAUUGAAGUUUACUUUUCAUAUGAGUUGACGCAGUUGUGCGCCGUCAUUUGCAGCUUUUUUCUUUCCCUUUAUCGUGUUAACUGUUUACAGCUGCACAUAUUGACAAGUACCCAGACGAGCGCCUGAAGUGGGGCAGUAUAAAAACCCCGUGAUGCAAAGCUGGGACUAAAACCUAGUUGACAGUUUUUCACGCUGUAAUGUUUUGCAUAGCAACAGCCCCUCCCCCAUCCGACAGCCAGGGAUCUCCUGCAACUUACCCACUGUCACAAAAAACGUAAACACCCCAAUGAUCAGACUUUAGCCGCAAAAACACUCAAAAUACGGAGCUGCUUUCAUCUCGGCGGCGUUUUUAGUGCACGUGCUGAUUUACACGUGCGCAAACACAGACCAAUGUGUCCAUUUUAAUUUCCUGUGCGCCGCCGAAACGGUUAACUCUUUACCCGGAAAGGGCGAAGUCUGCACAGCAACAAGCGCCAUGAUUGCGUUGCACUGUGCGCCUCAGCAGCUGGAUACCAUGGAGCAGCUAGAAGAGGAACUUACGUGUCCAGUCUGCUGCGGUCUCUUCGAAGACCCUCGGGUUUUGCUGUGCUCACACAGCUUUUGCAAGAAAUGCUUGGAGGGACUCUUGGAGGGGAACCGAGGUCCCGCUUUCAGAACCCCUUUGAAAUGCCCAGCAUGCCGCAAAGAGACCCCUCACAAUGGCGCAAACAGCCUGCAGAUCAACUACUCUCUACGCGGAAUAGUGGAGAAGUACAGCAAAAUAAGGGUUAUGCCUAAGAUGUCUGUUUGUAAACAACACUGCAGCCAGCCUCUAAACAUAUUUUGCGCAACGGACUUAAAACUAAUUUGUGGCUUUUGCGCAACAACAGAUGACCACAAAGGGCAUAAAUUCUGCUCCUUAGAAGAGGCAUAUGAACGAGAGAAGGAGGCGUUUGAAGAGCUGCUUCGUGGGGUGGAGAGCUGGCAGAGCGCAGACAUCCUGUCCUGCCUGGAGACACUACAAGCCAGUAAGAAAAAGGCGCUUCAGUCGGUGACCAAGGACGCAGAAAAGGUAACCGACUAUUUCGACAAACUCAUCAGUGGCCUUGAAUGCAAAAAGAAUGAGAUCCUCUCCGAUUUCGAAACACUGAAGCUGGUGGUGUUGCAAGCAUACGACCCGGAGAUCAGCAAGCUGAGCGCAGCGAUGGAGGAGCACAGACGGGCGCUCAGCAUCGCUGAGUCUUUCAGGAGCGUCUCCGACCCCCUGUGCUUUCUGCAGCAGAUGCAGGAGUUUCGGGAGAAACUGGGGGUCCUUAAGGAGACUCUCCUGCCCUCUCAGAAAGACAUGGACGUCGGUCCACUUGUGCGCAAUUUCGAUGUCAAAAAGUGGGACUCACUGAGGCUCAGAGAAGUGGACAAGAUCUCGGUCCCCCACGAGAAUGGCUCCUACCGAACGGGGGGCUCACGGAUGACAGCGCCGAGAUGGAUCACCUUAUUUCUGAGUUUGUUGCUGCCGACCUGUCUCCUGCUGCAGCUGCACAACCUUGCAGCCUACGUGCCUUCGCAGGUUGAACCAUUUCUCACUACAGUUUCCUCGCACCUCGCUCACACUGGCGUCUACCUGCGGGAAAUGACUGACGUGUGCACAAGUUUAAUGGGUGCAGGUCAGGAUUGUGUGGUGAACCUAAUUGACUCUACUGUCAAUUUUAUUGGCAGUUGUAAGUUGUUUAAUUAUUAGCCUGUGGCAUCUCUGCCACACACUCACAGCUACAAAUGAUCCAUGUCACCCGUGAGGUGCAUUAAACUAGUGACGGAUAUGCACAUGUUUAUUUACUAUGUCUUUUGUUUUUGCCCUUUUUUUUGUGCCAAAUCUAUACCUCAAUGAAGCCAUAGAAUCAAACAGAAUCAAUCCUUUAUCCACUGAGAUUGUAUCCUACAUUUACAUCAGAUAGACACUAAAUCCACAUUUCGAAUCUAUUUUCUCUCUUUUUUAAAAAUACUAAAUGACACAUUUUUUUUUACUUGUCCAUGAUGAUCUUGCAAAAAUAAAACUGAGAAAUGUAA
This is a messenger RNA of Dicentrarchus labrax (European seabass), 2413 nucleotides long. RefSeq names its product tripartite motif containing 13 (gene trim13). Gene Ontology annotation, molecular function: zinc ion binding. Gene Ontology annotation, biological process: positive regulation of macroautophagy; positive regulation of canonical NF-kappaB signal transduction; innate immune response. The record is from RefSeq and is a predicted model, not a curated record. Lineage: Eukaryota; Metazoa; Chordata; Actinopteri; Moronidae. The transcript has 2 exons. Bases 846 to 2087 code for a protein of 413 amino acids.